This is a messenger RNA of Beta vulgaris subsp. vulgaris (sugar beet), 1966 nucleotides long. RefSeq names its product ultraviolet-B receptor UVR8. The record is from RefSeq and is a predicted model, not a curated record. The transcript is spliced from 15 exons. Bases 269 to 1468 code for a protein of 399 amino acids. NCBI's taxonomy places the organism in Eukaryota, Viridiplantae, Streptophyta, Magnoliopsida, Caryophyllales, Amaranthaceae.
ACACAAAAUUAACUUUUCUACAAGGUUCGUUGCAAGUUGCAACUGUCUUCAAUAGUUUCUUACAUUUUUACAUUACAGACGUUGCAGCUUUCAAAACCAUCCAACUUUCAACUGUCUCUUCUUCAAACAACUAAUUCUAAUCUUCUCUCAUCUUCUCAAUUCAUCAAACAACUUUUUCUCUACAGAAUUCUCCCCUUACUAUUCCAUUGUUCAAUUGAUUAUAUUAUCCACUUUCUCUCUCCUACAUGAACCUUCAUUUUAUCUAACAAUGUGGACUAGAGUUUACUCCCAAUUUUCUAAAUCAUCAAUUCUCAACGCGAAAUUAGGGUUAGGGUUUUGUUCGAGAUGGUAUUCUACCGCCGAACGAGGAAAGCGAGUUGCUGCGCUUUGGGGAAACGGCGAUUACGGUAGAUUGGGGCUUGGUAGCGUCGAUUCUCAGUGGAAGCCCGCAAUUUGUUCUGGUUUUAAUGGCGAUAAUCUUCGCUCCAUUGCUUGUGGUGGUGCUCACACUCUUUUCCUCACAGAAUCUGGGCAUGUUUAUGCCUCUGGGCUCAAUGAUUUCGGACAGCUUGGGAUUUCGGAUGAUAAGGAUUAUGCCAUGGAGCCAGCUGAAGUUUCUGGAAUUGAAAAAGAGAUCAAAUGUAUCUCAGCUGGCUACUGUCAUUCAUGUGCUAUUACAGUGGAUGGAGAGCUCUAUAUGUGGGGAAAGAACUCUAAUGGACAACUUGGGCUUGGCAAGAGUGCACCAAAAGCAGUCUCGAGACCAAGAAAGGUUGAAUUCUUGAAUGGGAUCAUCAUUGGAAUGGCCGCUUUAGGUUCAGAGCAUUCUAUUGCUGUUACUGAUGAAGGUGUCACCUUGAGCUGGGGUGGAGGAGCUUCUGGAAGACUUGGUCAUGACCGUCAAUCUGGAUUGUUCAAUUUUUUGAGCAGUAGGAGUGAAUAUACUCCGAGGCUUGUCAAGCGACUUGAAGAAAUCAAGGUCCAAACUGUUGCUGCUGGCUUGCUGCAUUCAGCUUGUAUUGAUGGGAAUGGCAAUGUCUUUAUGUUUGGUGAUAGAAACCUAAACAAGCUUAGCUUUGGAAAUUCAGACAAUGCUACUGUUCCCUCAAUGAUGUCCAAACUGCCAAUAUCUGAAGAAGUUGCUUGUGGUGGUUAUCACACUUGUGUCCUAACAAUUUACCAUUGUUAUUUUGGCACAGAGAGGGGAGAACUGUAUACAUGGGGUUCCAAUGAUAAUGGCUGCCUUGGCAUUGGUUGUACAGAUGUCAUCCAUUCCCCGGAAAGAGUUGAAGGUCCUUUUAGGAGGCAGUCAGUGAGUAAGGUUUCUUGUGGUUGGAAGCACACAGCUGCAAUUUCAGGUGGGUGUUUGUCAUUAUGGUCAUGUUUUCACUUGGGGCUGGGGAGGUUCUCAUGGAACAUUCUCUGUGGAUGGUCAUUCUUCCGGUGGACAAUUGGGCCAUGGGACUGAUGUUGACUAUAUUGAGCCAACUGUCAUUGAUCUUGGCAGCAAUUUGAAAGCGGUGGAAGUAUCUUGUGGAUUCAACCACACUGGUGCCAUUUAUGAAUACUGCUGAUUUCCAGAAGACGGCACUUAUGUCAUGGACAAGUUACUCCCAGAGCUUUUAUGACCUGGACUAGGUACGCUGUGUAUUCACCGUGUAAUUUUCAUUACAUCAAGUUCUUUUGUUUUACAUCUCCGAUGUCAUUUCUGUAAUAUAAUCAAUAUGUCAUGAAUAAUGAACAAACAAAUAUGAGUAAUUUACAUAACUGUAUCUGUAGAGCAGGCCAAAUUAGUUUGUCAUGUGAGAAGUAUUUUUGUCUCCCAAAGCCAUUGAUUGGUGUAAAGGUACCAUAUGCAUGAAUACUGUAUAAUAAUUGUAAAUGCAACUGUAAUAAGAUUCAUCCCUACAGAAUCAAACAUGGAAAGUUUAUCGACAUUAAGUGACAGCUCAGUUAUCUUCUCCAA